AUGUCAAACCAUCAAGUUAAAAGAGAUUCUGGUUUUUUCGAAAGUGAAGAUAUUAAAUUUUUUUUUAAUCCUACUACCCUUAUUACUUUUACCGACGUUGCCUCUACCGCAUCUAUCACCAAACCUACUGCUAAUAAAACACUAUUUUCAUCAUAUCUCGGUCUUUAUGAAAUUCAAUUAACCAAGAAAAGUUUCGAUAAAUUAUUGUCAUCACACUACUGGACUCAUGAAGCACUCGAAAAUACUCUACCAUCCAAAAAGAUCACCACUAAAAACAUUAAAUCCAGCAAUAUUAACAAUAAUUCUAAUUCAAAGGUCGAAAUUCUCAAUAAUAACAAUAAUAAAUCAACUACGACAAUUGCAAAAAUCCAAGAAACAAGUAUUCCAUUUUCCAAUUACCUUGGUUUAAUAUUAACAAAUCAACAAUACUCAGAAAAAUUCGAUAUUGCCGAUCAUUAUUGGACUAAUUUGUCUCUUGAAGCAAUCUUACCAUCAAAAUACAAUUACAACGCUAUUAAAAACAAGAAAAAUAAAAAAAUUUCUCCUCUUACGCCUUCAUCUAUAAAUCUGAAUUUAUUCACAAAACACAAGAAUAUGGUGAAUAAAAAUAAAAAAAUAAAAAAUUUGUACAACUAA
Molecule: messenger RNA, 636 nt
Organism: Entrophospora sp. SA101
Lineage: Eukaryota; Fungi; Glomeromycota; Glomeromycetes; Entrophosporales; Entrophosporaceae
Source: the annotation of a GenBank genome assembly